This is a messenger RNA of Bombina bombina (fire-bellied toad), 3451 nucleotides long. RefSeq names its product integrin subunit alpha L (gene ITGAL). Gene Ontology annotation, cellular component: integrin complex; external side of plasma membrane. The transcript has 30 exons. The record is from RefSeq and is a predicted model, not a curated record. Gene Ontology annotation, molecular function: integrin binding. Gene Ontology annotation, biological process: cell-matrix adhesion; cell adhesion mediated by integrin; cell-cell adhesion. The coding region runs from base 90 to 3443 and encodes 1117 amino acids. NCBI's taxonomy places the organism in Eukaryota, Metazoa, Chordata, Amphibia, Anura, Bombinatoridae.
CUUUCUGAGCGCAGCUCACUCUUCUGCACAAGACCUUUAGCUUUUGCUUUUGUUCUCUUUGUUAGUGUCUUUCUCCGACCCACUGCACAAUGAAAUACCCAAUACUUUGUCUUCUGCAAGGACUCUUAUUAAUUCAAGAACUAGAUGUGUCAUUAAGUCUGUACGUGGCUGUCCCGCCACACAGAGAUUUCUCUCACUCUCCCAGCAGUCUCUUUGGCUACAGAGUAAGACAAUUUAUUACACAUCAAGGAGCAAGGAUUAUUGUGGGAGAACCAGGGUCAGGACUCCUGCAUGUGUGUGAUGUCACUGAUGGCUCCUGUGACAAUAUCACCCUCUCCGAAGACACAAGCUCUUCACUAGAUCCUGGUGUCACUUUGGAAGUGGACCCAACUGCAAGGCAUCUGAUCGCAUGUGGACCCAGCAAACCUCAUAACUGUGAUCAAACUCCUCAUAUGAACGGAUUGUGUUAUAUGUUCAACUCAAGUCUGUCGGUGUCUGGACAGCUGACUCCAGGGUAUCAAGAUUGUCAGAAGUCAAAAGUGGACCUUUGCUUCCUGUAUGACGGUUCCAGCAGUGCAGGAAAUCCAGAACACAAAGCCAUGAAGGAUUUCAUGACAGAAGCUAUAAAGAAUUUAAGUAGCACCUCUAUACAUUUUGCUGCUGUACAAUUCUCAAAUUUACAAAGAACCGAGUUCAGCUUUGCAGAUUAUCAGAACGCUUCUAGGCCUGAUGAACUGCUGAGUAAAGCAACACCCUUAGGUGGUUCAACAAAGACGUAUGCAGCAAUCAACUACACUCUGUACAACAUAUUCACUGAGGAAAAAGGUUCCAGAGCUAAUGCCAAGAAAGUUCUCUUGAUCCUGACAGAUGGAGAAACCGAUGACAAAGACAAUAACAGCAUUGAAGAGGCGAAUAGGAGAGGGGUGAUCCGUUAUAUAAUCGGGCUGGGAAACAAUUUCAAUGGUCCAAAAGCCAAGCAAUACCUGCAAUCUUUUGCAUCCAAACCACAUGACAGCCACAUAAAAUUACUGGAAAAGUUUCAAGAUCUCAAAAAUUUCUUCAACGAUCUUCAAAAGAUUAUUCAUUCAAUAGAGGGUGUGGCGCAAGGGGAGGAGUUUUCUGAAGAAUUCUCGUCUGCGGGUUUCAGUGCAGCGCAAUUAAAGGACACUCUUGUGCUAGGUGACCCCGGGAUCUAUGAUUGGUCGGGGGGGAUACUUGAAGUGAGGGAGAGGAAUAUGCUCAUUAAUGUGUCCAACUGGAAACGCGAGAAAUCUGCCUAUCUAGGUUACUCGGUGAGACUGCUUCAGACAAGAAAGGCGCUGUUCUGUGUUGCGGGGGCACCGAGGUUUGAGUACCGCGGUUUGGUGAUGUUGCUGAGAAAGCGCGACGACAGCUCAGGAUGGGAAGAGCUACAGCGACAAGAGGGUGAACAGGUUGGAUCUUACUUUGGUUCAGAACUAAUGGUGUCUGACUUGAAUGACGACUCUGUUACAGACACAGUGCUCAUCUCAGCCCCACACUAUCAGGAGGGGAGACGAAGUGGACGAGUCUUUGUCUGUCUGUUCAGUAAGGAUUCCCUCUCCUGUUCUACCACUCUCCAUGGGGAGCCAGACGAUGGUUUCUCACAGUUUGGGUCUUCACUUGCAACACUGGGAGAUUUAGAUGGUGAUGGUCUCAGAGAAGUGGCUGUGGGAGCUCCGUGCGAAGCAGAAGGGAGGGGAGCAGUUUAUAUCUACAGAGGAGACCUCUCAGGACUGAAAGAACCCUAUAUCCAGCGGCUAGUAGGCCCCUCAGGACGGCAAGGCUUUGGCCUCUCUAUUCAUGGAGUGCUGGAUAUGACAGAAGACGGAUUGGCGGACAUUGCAGUUGGCUCCUGGGGCCAUGUAACCCUGCAUAGGUCCCAGCCUCUACUGAAUGUGACAGUGAAUAUUACCUUUGAGCCUCCAGAAAUUCCAAUACCAAAUCUGGAGACAGCAAGUUGUGACAGUGAAAUAACCCUGACGGCUUGCAUGUACCCCAAAAAGCUUACACCGUCUUACAAAGGACAUAUGAAUAUUUCUCUUUUGUUCUUAAUGAAACUUGAUCUGCUUUUUGCCUCAAGUCGUGUCUCAUUUAAGAACCAAGAUCCAAUAGUUAUUGAGACUUUUCACAUCCGAGGGGAGGAGCCAAUGUGCCAAAACUUUUCUGUUGUACUUGUGAACUGUUUUCUAGAAAAUGUUACUCCAGUGCAGGUGUCACUAAACUUCUCUCUUGGUCCAAAUACCACACCGUGGAUCCUCUCUUCCACCAGCAAUACUGUUGUAACUUCAGAGGUCCCCUUUCAAAUCUGUGGCACUGGUGGUGUCUGUGGGUCAGAUCUCAGAGUGAAUUUCCAGGAGCACUCUACGCUGGUGGUACAGCAUGGGUCAACUUUCCAUUUGGUCCUUGAGCUACAGAACACUGGUGAGAAAGGUCAUUUUGUCACCAUGACAACAAGCUACCCUUCUGGACUUAUUUACCGCACAGCAAACAUUAUGCAGAAAUCUCGACAUAUCACACUGAGUUGCGGAGUGCAUGAACCACAAAAUCUUCUGUGCAACAUCAGCCACCCGAUCCUAUGGCAAAGAACCCGGGCAGUAAUUCAGAUAAUGUUUGGUAUAAACACAACUGUCUCCUGGGCGGAAAGCGUGCAAAUAGAGGUCAUCGUAUCAAGCGAGAAUGAGAAAAAUGAGACUUUCUUUGACAACAGAGUGAUGCGAAACAUCCCAGUCCUUUAUCCUAUUAAUGUGAUCACCAGAAGUCUGGACAAAUCCAUGAAAUUUGUCAAAUUCAGCGACAAUACUAAGACCAGUUUCCUGAACCACAGCUAUGAGAUAAUGAACCUGCUUUCUAGUGCUGUGGCCCCAGAGGUGACUAUUUAUGUGACAAUUCCAAUGUCAUUACCAGCAGGGCUGGAGUGGGACAUACAGGGCAUACAAAUGAAGCCCACCGGGAACUGUGUGCCAGUGAACAAAACUGAAAUUUUGCAGUCAGCACAGACCACAUCAAGAAACAUGUUCGUGUGCAUGGUUCAGAGGCUGACAGUGUCGUACAUAGAUUUGGUGGGAGUUCUGAGAAUCACCAAGAAGUGGCAGGAACAAACGUUUGUGAGCGUGAACAGCUCUGUGACCAUCAGUUUCAAUGAGAGCCAUUACCACAGAGAUAAGACUCAGAACUUCCACACAGCCCAGGUUGUUACACAAGUUGAACUUCUAUUGGUUCCCAACCAUAUGGCAUAUAUAACCGGGGGCAGCCUGGGAGGGCUGUUGCUGCUUCUACUCCUCUGUGUACUGCUGUACAAGUGCGGUUUCUUUAAACGUUAUAAGGAUCGUGUGGAUCUAACAAUGCCCCCACACGAAGAAGAAGAUCAGUUUGCAGAAGAGACACAACAGGUGAAGCAGACCAGGUCACUGACAAGAAACUAAUGGCAAAA